This is a messenger RNA of Trametes versicolor FP-101664 SS1, 2493 nucleotides long. RefSeq names its product glycoside hydrolase family 92 protein. Gene Ontology annotation, molecular function: carbohydrate binding; peptide-N4-(N-acetyl-beta-glucosaminyl)asparagine amidase activity. The record is from RefSeq and is a predicted model, not a curated record. Gene Ontology annotation, cellular component: cytosol; nucleus. Gene Ontology annotation, biological process: glycoprotein catabolic process; carbohydrate metabolic process; protein quality control for misfolded or incompletely synthesized proteins. Lineage: Eukaryota; Fungi; Basidiomycota; Agaricomycetes; Polyporales; Polyporaceae. Bases 1 to 2493 code for a protein of 830 amino acids. The transcript is spliced from 18 exons.
AUGGCCGCUAUGCGUGCGCUUUGGGUGCUCGCUGCCGUUUCCUCUUGGAGCUUCGGCCCUGUCUAUGCCCAACCUUCGCCUCAGGUGCAGAAGGAUAUCUCCGCUGCAAUCAAGAAGGCAGCUUCGUCACACUCAGCCGAGGUCGACUACACCCAAUUUGUGAAUGUCUUCAUCGGAACCGACAACUUUGGCGAUGUCUGCCCCGGUGCCUCCGUGCCGUUCGGAAUGGCCAAGUUCUCGACGGACUUAACGGGCUACGCACCUGCCGGCUACAUCACCGAUGCGACGCAGAAGAUCCGAGGAAUAAGCCCCAUGCACGAUAGCGGAACGGGCUCUUCGCUGGGAACCUAUGGUAACUUCGAAGUCAUGCCCAUGGUAUGUCCCGGCGGGUUCGACACCUGCCCGGUCACGCUCGCUGCGCGCGAGCGUUUCCGGAAGAACAACACCGACGUGGCAUCCCCGGGCUACUUCGCCCAAACGCUCGAUAAUGGUAUCAAGAUGGAAGCGACCUCGACGCGUCGCGCCGGGCUUGAGCGGUUCACCUUCCCUAAGGGCUCCAAGCCAUACUUCGUGCUCGAUCUCGCUAAUGACCUUCCUGCGUCCUUCGCUGGAGGACGCAUGGACAUCGACCCGGUGAAGGGCAGAAUCACCCUGGGUGGCCUGUGGGGUUCCAGCUUCGGUCCUGGGUCGUACAACUACCAAGCGUUUGCGUGCUACGACAUUCUCGACGGCGGUAAGCAAAAGCUCAGCGAAUUCGGUGUCUGGACAGGCAUGACUUCCGAGGACUUCCAGGCGUACGGGCUCGGCCAGACGACCCUGAACCUCACGCGGAACCUCAUCGGGGGCGUGUACGAGUCCGGCGCGCUCUUCUCGUUCGAUGGGAAGCCAGAGCAAAUCAACAUGCGCGUCGGCAUCUCGUUCGUGUCCGCAGACCAGGCGUGCGCGAACGCGGAGAGCGAGGUCGGCGACGCGUCGUUCGAGGACAUCGUUGCGCGUUCGAAGGCGCUGUGGAACGAGAAGCUGAGCAAGGUCGAGAUCGACCUGAAGAACACGCCCGCGAACGUGACGGAGAUGCUGUAUUCCUCGCUGUAUCGCUCGUCAUUGACUCCGAAUAAUGCCACGGGUGAGACGCAGGGUCCAUUCGCGGGCACCACGCACCCGUACUUCGAUUCCCUAUACUGCAGCUGGGACACCUUCCGCACGUUCUACCCGCUCAUGUCACUGCACUCGCCCGUGGAGUUUGCGGAGAUCGUGGACAACUACAUCGACGGCUGGCGCAAGCUCGGCUGGAUGCCCGAGUGCCGCGCGAACAACCUGCCCGGGUGGACGCAGGGCGGGUCGAGCGCGGACCCCAUCGUCGGCCACUUCGCGAUCACGUACCACAACGAGGCGGCCGCGCUCGGCAUCGACCUCGACGAGCUGUACACGGCGAUGCUCGCGGACGCGGAGAUUAACCCGCCGGAGUGGAAUACGCUCGGGCGGCAGAUCGACGUGUAUAAGCAGUACGGGUUCGUUCCGUUUGGAGUGCUGGACCCGAGCAGCGUUGGUCGCCAGACGCGUGAAGGAAGCAGAACGCUGGAGUACGCGUUCGAGGACUUCGCCGUGCGCCAAGUCGCUUUGCUCCUCAACAAGACCGACGAUGUCGCAAAAUACACCAAUCGCUCUCUCUUCUACCGCAAUGUCUGGGACCCGUCAGUCGUGAGCGACGGCUUCCAUGGUUUCGCACAAAAGCGGAUGUCCAAUGGAACCUUCGUCCACACCGACCCAGUCGACUGCUCGCCCAACGACACGAACCAGAACCGGGAGUGCUCGCUCCAGGGUGACAACGUGGUCGGAUUCUACGAAUCGUCUUCAUGGGAGUACAGCUGGUUCGCACCGCACGACACCGCGCACUUGAUCGAGCUCAUGGGCGGAAACGACACCUUCGUCAAGCGCCUCGAUCACUUCUUCAGCGCCGGCUACUACCUGGCAGGCAAUGAGCCCUCGUUCCAAACCCCCAUCGGCUACCACUACGCGAACCAGCCGACCAGGUCGGUCGACCAGGUGCGCGACGUCGUCUUCACCAACUUCGACAUCACUCCCGCGGGGCUGCCUGGUAACGACGACCAAGCGGCAAUGGCGUCCCUACUCGUCUUCCAUCUUCUUGGAUUGUACCCGGUGCCCUCCACCUCACAGUUCCUCGUGCUCUCGCCGAUGACGCCCAAGUUCACGAUCCACAACUCGUUCCUGAACGUGAGCACGACGGUCACAACCAAGGGCUUCGACGCGCGCUCCGUGCAGAAGACGAUCCCGAAGGGCGCGGCCGCGUACGUGAAGAGCGUGUCCGUGAACGGCGUCGUGCAGGUGAACCGCUGCCACUUUGACUUCUACGACGUCUUCCGCGUCGGCGGGGACGUCGUGAUUGAGGUCACUGCGGACAAGAGCAGCGUGAACAGCUGUGGGGCGGGCCUGCCCGAGUCUGUCUCUACUGGCGGGUUCGCGCAGGUUCGGUGA